Molecule: messenger RNA, 2235 nt
Organism: Fraxinus pennsylvanica
Lineage: Eukaryota; Viridiplantae; Streptophyta; Magnoliopsida; Lamiales; Oleaceae
Source: the annotation of a GenBank genome assembly
AUGAACCCAAUGCUAAUCGGCGUUUUGGGCCUAUCACAUCUAGUGUACAAGCUACUUCUUGUUGAACCCAUACCGACCCCAAAGAGAAUCGACGAGAAUUUGCUGCAGGUGGUGCAUCUUCGACUUUUUGCUUGUUCUUGUUGGAACACGAAUCUGGAAACUGAUACUCCAGAAUCAGCAGUUGCCAAUCUCUUCGCAUCUGCCAAAAGGAACCGUGCACAAUUUAGUCAAUAUGGUGCUGUAACCAACUGCUUGCAGCAAAUGCCUUCUGAAGCACAGAUGCGGGUCACAGCUUCUGAGGUUCAAAGUUUUUUGGUUUCUGGAAGAAAGAAAGAAGCUCUCCAAUGUGCACAGGAGGGUCAGUUAUGGGGGCCUGCCCUUGUUCUUGCUGCACAAUUUGGUGAUCAGUUUUAUGUCGAUACUCUGAAGCAAAUGGCACUUUGCCAGUUGGAAGCUGGGUCACCUUUGCGAACGUUAUGCCUGCUAAUUGCUGGUCAACCAGCUGAUGUCUUCUCAACAGAUUUCAUGGCUAGUAGGAACAUGUCUGGUGCUCUGAAUGUUCCUCAUCAACCUGCACAAUUUGGUGCCAAUGGCAUACUUGAUGGCUGGGAAGAGAAUUUGGCAGUGAUAACUGCAAAUAGAACGAAAGAUGACGAACUUGUGCUUAUUCAUCUUGGAGAUUCUUUAUGGAAGGACAGAAGUGAUAUAAUUGCUGCCCACAUAUGCUAUUUGGUUGCCGAAGCAAGCUUUGAGUCAUAUUCGGACAGUGCAAGAUUGUGUCUUGUCGGUGCAGAUCACUGGAAAUUCCCGCGAACUUAUGCCGGUCCUGAGGCUAUUCAGAGGACAGAAAUACAUGAAUAUUCAAAAAUGCUUGGAAACUCCCAGUUCGUUCUCCUUCCAUUUCAACCAUAUAAACUUGUAUAUGCCCACAUGUUGGCAGAAGUUGGGAGAUUAUCAGAUGCAUUAAAGUACUGUCAAGCAAUAUUAAAAUCACUUAAAACUGGUCGAUCUCCUGAGGUGGAGACACUGAGACAAUUAGUCUCAUCUCUUGAGGAAAGGAUAAAAUCUCACCAACAGGGAGGAUUUUCCACAAACUUAGCUCCAAAGAAAUUGUAUGGUAAAUUACUCAACCUUUUUGAUAGUACUGCUCAUCGUGUUGUUGGGGGCCUACCACCACCCGCUCCAACAAAUGGCAAUGUACAAGUCACUGAACACCAUCAACAAUCAGUGGGACCUAGGGUAUCAGCCAGCCAAUCAGCAUUAGCCAUGUCAUCAUUAGUUCCUUCUCAAUCCACUGAGCAUAUAAAUGAAUGGGCAGCUGACAGCAACAGAAUGACCAUGCAUACAAGAAGUGUUUCCGAACCUGAUUUUGGAAGGAGCCCGAGACAGGUUGAUUCAUCAAGGGAAGCGAGUUCUGCCAGUGAGCAAGACAAAACACCAGCAGGCGGUUCCUCUCGUUUUGGGCAUUUUAGUUUUGGAUCCCAGCUAUUCCAGAAGACUGUAGGUUUAGUAAUGAAACCUCGUCAAGGCCGUCAGGCAAAAUUGGGUGAAACAAAUAAGUUUUAUUAUGAUGAAAAACUUAAAAGAUGGGUGGAGGAAGGUUCGGAAGCUCCAGCUGAGGAAGCAGCCCUUCCACCUCCACCACCAACUGCUGUUUUCAACAAUGGAACACCAGAUUAUAACUUGAAGAAUACACUGCAAAGUGAAGCUUCUUACAGCAAUGGAACUCCAGAAAUUAAAACCCCGAGCACCCUGAAUAGUAAUUCAAGAAUGCCACCACUUCCACCCGCCUCCAAUCAGUUCUCAGCACGUGGAAGGAUGGGGAUCCGAUCUAGGUAUGUCGACACCUUUAACCAAGGUGGUGGAAACCCAAUGAACUUGUUCCAGUCCCCUUCUGCUGCUUCGACUAAACCAGCAAGUGUAGCCAAACCGACAUUCUUUAUGCCUGCACCUGUAUCCUCAGUCGAGCAGCAGGUUGAUACUUCCACAAAUGCGUUGCAAGAUACUUCAUCUGAUAAUAUAACUCCUCUAACUUCCACUGCAAGCAAUACACUCCAAUCUCCUCAAACACCUUCUGUGACCAUGCAAAGAUAUGCAAGCAUGGACAAUUUUUCUAACAGGGGGACAAGUAACAAUGAUUCUUUUUCUGCUCAUUCACGGCGUACAGCAUCUUGGAGUGGAAACCAUAAUGAUUCCUUCAGUCCUCCAAAUACGGUUGAAGACAGAUCAUUGUGA